Molecule: messenger RNA, 1190 nt
Organism: Beta vulgaris subsp. vulgaris (sugar beet)
Lineage: Eukaryota; Viridiplantae; Streptophyta; Magnoliopsida; Caryophyllales; Amaranthaceae
Exons: 2
Coding region: 60-350 (96 amino acids)
Source: RefSeq, a predicted model, not a curated record
UCAACCCGGUCUUUUUUUUUUUUGCCGGAAAGAGAGAGUAAGAUAAAGAUAGAUCAUAGAUGGAAGAAGAAGAAUGGAAGGCUUCGGUGAAAAAAGCAGGAUGUGAGAGGCUACAAAACGCCCUCUACGACUGUCACCGCCGUAUUUCGGCAGGUCCAGCGAGAAACUCAGCAUGCCGUCACUUAAACCGCGCAUUUGCCGACUGUCUCGUAGGAAUAAUAUGCCCAUCUCAAUUAGACGCUGUUAAAUCACUUUGUUCUAGCGGUGGUACAUCCUUAAAACGCUCGCAAUGUCAACAAGCUCGUCUUUCUCUCUCUGUUUGUCUCUCUCAACAUCAAGAUCAACCUUAAUCUCAUCUUAAUUAUAUAUAUAUCAACCUUAUUCUUGAUCUCAAUCUCAUUUUAUGUGAUGUUUCUUCUGCUCAGCUCAAGAGUGUAUUUGUUCAUGGACGCUUGUUUAAAAGGUCCGGUACCUGGGCAAGAGGUUAGCUAGAGAGAGGAGGCUAAAAUAAACGGUUCUCCAGUGAACAUGUGAGAGAGGCGCAAUUUGGUAAGUCCACUAAGUGUUGGCUUUACAUGAUAUCUCUCUUGUUUAUGGGUGAACUUGUUUCCCGGUAAAGUUUUUUUCCUAGAGAAACUAGUUAUUAGGCCCGGGCUAUGCCCGGGUAAGAAAAAUUUUCAUUUAUUAAUAUAAUACUUUAUGAUAAUAACACUAAAUACAAUGUAGCCUAGUGGUUAGAACUUUAGUAUAUGUACUUGAGGUCUCGAGAUCAAACCCUAUACUAUGCAAUUUCUUAACUUUUUUAUUGUAUAUGAAUUACAUGAACUAAAACUCCCAAGGGAGAGUGCCACAUGGCACAGUUUCUUGUUUUCGCACGCCUUUUACUAUAUUUGUAUAGAUGACUUGCAUUCACUUGCGAAAAAGGACAAGAUGAGGCGUGGGCUAUAACGCAAACAGUUGGUGAAUAACGCAUCAAAUUUCUCAUGUUCAACGUCUUCCCUGUUUUGGCCUUGCAAGUGAUUAAUAAGCAACUAUACGAGGUGAACAAUAAAGACAUGCUUGUUGUAAAUGUAACAAGAUUGUGAUUAUCUACUGUUUAUUUCUGCUCCUGUACAAUGGCUAGCUAUUCUUUGUAUUUGGAAUGUAUCAUUUAUAUAUUCUGUUUCAUGAAACUUAGCUGGUUUUUAUAA